AUGAUCAUAGAUUUUCUUGGAGGUACUCAUUCUUUUGAUGUAAAAAAUGAUUUAGUUGCUUUUGAAUAAGGAAACAGUUUAUUAUUGCUUGAUACUACAAAUAACUCAAAAGUUUAAAUGCAUGGUCACGUGAAUUAGAUUAUAGCAAUCUGUUUUUGUGGAUAAAAUCUUAUUGCAUCUGUAAGCAUGGGAUUUAAGAAUCAUUUAUAAAUUUCUGAAUUCGAUACUUUUAAUCGAACAUUUGAUGAAUAUCUACCUGACACAGAUAAAAAGACUGUGCAAAUUUAUAUGGAGAAUAUUAAUAAUUAAUUGAUUUUGAUUGAAGUAAAUACAGGUCAUCGAAUAUUAGUUUAUGAUAUUCUAUAAUAUAAACUGCUUUUCAUAACUGAUUUAGAUAAUCUAAAUCCUUGCUAUGGAUUUGCAUAUUUGCCAACAAAACCAAAAACAAAAAUCUGUUUAAUGUGUAAUGGUUAAGUAACUAUUUGGAACUUGGGUUAAAAUAAUGUUCAAAUCACUAAUAGAAUCACAUUAAGGAAUAUUAAACAUAUGGAUACUAAUAAAUCACUCAAUUUAAUCAUAUUAAUAUUAGUUACUGGAGAUUUAUAUAUAUUGAAUUCAGAUGGAGAUUUGAUUUCUUAAUUGAAAGCUCCAGAUUAAGAAUUUACUGCAUCAACCAGUUUUGAAUAAUAUUUAUAUUUAUCUACAAGAAGUGGUAAAAUAUUUAUAUAUGAGAUAUCUACUCUUAAAUUUGUAACAGAAAUUCAUGCAAACGAUACUUGCUAUUGUGUUUAAUUAAAACAUUCAAAUUAACUUCUUGUUUUUGCUUUAAAUGAUUCCACCUUAAUUACUAUGGAUAUCAAUAAGCGUAUAAUUUUAGAUUAAUAAAAUGGUCAUGGUGGUAGAAUUAAUUCAGUCUCUUGGGAUCUUAUUUAAAGCAAUCAAUUUUAUUCUUGUUCUAAUGAUGGUUCUUUUGGAGUUUCUAAUUCUCGAGGUGACAAAUUCUCAAUAAAUAAAUACUACAUAGGAUAAUUUUAAACUAAAAUCAAAUGUUGUGUUAUUGAUAAUUAUAGAGAUGACAUCUACCUUGGAGAUAAUAAGGGAUAAUUGUUUGUUUUUUCAUUAAUUAAUGUCUAAUUUCGAAGAUAAAUUGCUUUAACUUAAAAUCUAGGAAUAAAAGAGAUGUAAUUCAGUCCAGCUUAUUAAUAUUUAGGAGUGGCCUUUAAAAAUGGAUUCACGAUUAUCUUAGAUUGUGAAAAUUAAUUAAAACCGGUAUUGAAGUUAGAAGAUAAACUUGAAAAUAUCUCAUUUGUUGGAAUCAAGUUAUUUUAAUUAGAAUUUGAUCUUGUUAAAGUAAAUACACAAGCAUAUUCAACAUCUUACAUUCCAAGAAAUGAUAAAUCAUUUAAUUCACUCACUAUUUACAAUCAUAAUUCUGUAAGGAGACAUCAAAUUGAUAAAGCUAAUUCUUAAUUAUCAGCUUUAGCAUUAAACAUAUAUACAAUUGAAGGCACCAUAUUUGGAUAUGAUCUACAUCCAUCUAAAGAUUAUAUAUUAAUUUUAUCAAAUUAUGGAUUUGUUUAUAUAUAUAGGGUAUAAAGCUCAGAGAAAAGAGCAAAAAUAACAGUUCCACCAUUUUCAAGAAAUUUAAGGAUUGAUAAAUCAGGAUUAUAUUUUGCGAUAGCUCAUUUACCAUUAAUUAAUUAAUCAGAUAAAUAAAUAAUAGAAAUACCUUCGAUUGAGUUUUUGACUAAAAAUGCAAAAAUUAAUAAAAAAAUGUUGCCAACAAAUAUUAGAAUAUAUGAAUGUGGAACUGGUUAAUUGGCUGAAAAAAUAAAUAGAAUAUUCAGUAUAACAUCUUUAGAUUUCUCUAAUGAUGGAUAAUAUCUAUUAGUUGGUGGAAAGAAGGGAAAGAUAUCAUUAUGGGGAUUAAGUGAAGAUUUAGUGUAAAGUAGUGAGGAGGUAAUAAAAGAAAUGAAACUGAAUCCUUUUUUUUGGAGAGACUUUUAAAUAUAUAUAGAUGAAGAAGAAAUUCAAGAAUAAGACAUUUUAGAUUUAGAGUUAUUAGCAAAGAAACUACCAAAUAAACCAAUUGUACAAAGUUAAAAAUAUUAACAAAUUGUUAAUCCACAUACAAUGUAUUAAAAUAUAAUAUUAUUUUAGAAUAUAAACCCCAGGCAGUGCUAGUUCAAGAUAUGAAUUGUAUUGAUGAUAAUUAGAAACUAAUAUUAUUUAAAAAUAAUUAUAAAAAUGAUUAAAUUGGGGAAUAUGCUUGCAUAAGAGUAAGCUAAAUUAAAAUCAGAGUUAAAGGCUGCCUAGAAACAUAGAACAACUAGAAAUACAACAUCAUCUACAUUGUAAUAAGCACACUAACAAUAAGUUAUCCAAAUAUAUCCAAAACGUCCACAUUGUUAUAAAAGUCAUAAAUAAGUCCAUCCAAUAAUACAGAUUUCAUUAGUUAGAAUUGUUCCCCUAUUAAUUCUCCAAAAAUGUUAACUAAUUUUUCAGAUCCAGAUCCUUCAUUCAGUUUUAACAAAUAUGUUCGUCAAUCAUAUAGAAAUAAACUUGAAACUAUUUAAAUGCCUCCUAAUAAACCUCCUUUAAAAAGAGUCAAUAAAAUAACUAAUUUAAGAAACUUAAAUAAUAAUAGUAUUGCAUAGUUAAAUCCUCUUAAAGGGGAUGAAUCUAAAGAGAAACUAUUGUAAUAGACCCACUUUUUAUGUGCAAUCAUGUAAUAAUCUCAUAGUGCAACUGGUAAAAUAGUGGCAAAUUUUUUAAAUGGAUAGUUAGAAAAAAAUAGUUACGAAUCGAUUAUUUAAAUGGAAAAAUCUGCUUAAGUUCUUUAAUAGUCUGCAAAAGAAAUGUCAAAAGCAUUUUUUAUUUCUGAUGAUGAAGGUGAAUUUGAGAAUCUUUAAAAUAAAUUCAUAGAUUAAAUAAGAUUCUCUAAAUAUAGAAAACCUAAUUAAGAAAAUAAUAUUAUAUUUAAAAGAAAUUAUGGUUAAAAACAUGAAAUGAUGAUUGAUUAAGUUGCAUCUUAAAGAUAGAAAACAGAUGAAAAUUAAGAUUUUGAUGUUUUUAUUCCAAAAUCAUAAAUGGAUUAAUUUUUUUAGUAAUUAUUCAAAAAUAAAUUAGAAUAAUUUAAGAUAAAAUAGAUGGUAGAAUGAAAGAAUAAACUGAAUAAUUAAUAAAAGAAGAAUAAAAAUUAAUUAAUGGAAUGAUUGCAAAUGUAAUAAAAUUUAGAGAAGAUAUAAGAGAAGUUAAAUAUACGAUGAAUCAUGUAAGAAAAAAUAAAAAGGCCUUAUAACCAUCAUAAUUAUCCGCUUAUCGAACAUUGAAAACACUAAGAACUCUAAAAUCUUAGUCAUCAGUUAGAAUACAAAGCCCAAAGACUUAAAGAUUAGAUGAAGAAGCAAAAGCAGAUCUAAGAUUAAGAGUUAUGAAAGCUCUUAGAAAUUUUAUGGAUAAAUUAAAGAGAUUUAAUAUCACAUUAAAUGAUGUUGUAAAUAAUUAAGUUUUCCCAUCAUAAGCAUAUGAAAGACCUAAUAGUGUUGAAUUUUUUAGAUAAGUAAAAGCAGAUAACUUAAGAGAAAUUGAAAGUAUGUUAAGAGAUUGUCGUUAUCAUGUUUAUGAUAGAGAUAAUUAAUAAAAAACACCAUUACAUCAUGCAGUUAGUAAUAAUUCAAUUGAAGCAAUAAAAUUAUUAGUUGAAAAUGGUGCAGAUUUAGAUGCUAGAGAUAUGAGUAAUAAAUUAUAAUAUUAUUAUUAGUGGGUCGAACUCCUUUGCAUUUGGCAUCCAAAAAUAAUAAUUGUGAUACUGUUAGAGUUUUAUUAGUAUAUUAGGCUAAUCCUUCUAUCAAAACUGUUGCAGGUAAAACAGCUUAAGAUUUAACAGAAAUGCCAGUUAUUAAAGCCUUAGUGAAAAAUGCUAAAAAAGUAAUAUUUUAUCUAAUUUUUUUAAGCUUCAUUUCAUGAUGAAUUUGCAGCCUUCAAAAAAAAAAAAAGAUUUUUGGGUUGAAAAAGCAAUUGUUUACUUUUAAGAAGAUGAUCCAGAAAAAAUUCUAAAAUUAUAGCUUUAUAAGAAUUAAGCAAAAUUAUUUUUAUCGUGA
Messenger RNA from Paramecium sonneborni, 4103 nucleotides. NCBI's taxonomy places the organism in Eukaryota, Ciliophora, Oligohymenophorea, Peniculida, Parameciidae. The record is from the annotation of a GenBank genome assembly.